This is a messenger RNA of Zea mays, 1435 nucleotides long. RefSeq lists its product as uncharacterized. Lineage: Eukaryota; Viridiplantae; Streptophyta; Magnoliopsida; Poales; Poaceae. The coding region runs from base 133 to 915 and encodes 260 amino acids. The record is from RefSeq and is marked validated. The transcript is spliced from 2 exons.
GUCUCCCCCCGCCCCCGUCGCCCUCCCCGUGAUCAGAUCGAGAGAGCAGGCCCGAUUCAAUUCGACCCGAGGCGCCGCGGCCUGAAGGAAUUUCGCGAGUCGCCCGGAAAAAAAGCCCUAGCCAGAUCAGCGAUGGCAACGCACCCGGCGUCCCCGACCGCCGGCGCUGGUGGCGACAGGUCGCCGUCCGGCCCGCCGCCGGUGCGCCUGUCUGCGGCACAGGCGGUGGCGGCGAUCCAGCCUACCUCACCGCGGUACUUUUUCUCCUCGCUAGCCGCUGCCUCUGCCGCGGCGUCCUCCCCGCACCGCCGCAUCGGCAUCGCCGUCGACCUCUCCGACGAGUCCGCCUUUGCCGUCAAGUGGGCCGUUCAGAACUACCUCCGCCCCGGGGACGCCGUGGUGCUGCUCCACGUCCGCCCCACCUCUGUGCUCUAUGGUGCCGACUGGGGCUCCAUCCCGGUCUCCGUCGACGACGACCCCGACGUCGACAUCGCCGAGGGUGCGGUGCGCGCUGCGGCCGCUGAGGAGGAGCCUGAGGAGGCGAAGAAGAAGCGGGAGGAGGAGUUCGACUCCUUCACGUCCACUAAGGCGCAGGACCUUGCGCAGCCGCUGGUCGGCGCGCAGAUCCCCUUCAAGAUCCACAUCGUCAAAGACCACGACAUGAAGGAGCGCCUCUGCCUCGAGGCCGAGCGCCUCGGCCUGUCCGCGAUGAUCAUGGGCAGCCGGGGAUUCGGUGCCUCGCGCAGGGUCGGGAAAGGGAGGCUCGGGAGCGUCAGUGACUACUGCGUGCACCACUGUGUCUGCCCGGUUGUGGUUGUGCGCUACCCAGAUGAUGCCUUCGGGGAUGAGCUGCGAACGGUACCUGAAAAUGAGCCUGUGUAUCAUGCGGCGCCGGAGGCCCAGAAAGAAAACUGAGGGAAGUGCAGGGCGGCUAGGCGACGAGGGGUGGAGAAAGCAGAGGCCGUCACGUCACGUCGUCAGCCAGCCAGCCCUAGCGUAACACACCGGUGUCCUGUCUCUCCGACUCUCCGUCCCAUGGCCACUCUGCAUCUGUACCAGGAACCUGUAUAUCAUGGACGAGUCCCCGCUGUUUUGCUUCAUGACAUGUGUGUUGGUAAACUGAAGACUUCAAUGUUUUUGGCGUGCAUGGGCCGCCGUGUUCUUCUUCUGCUUGUGUCGUACUGGCCUUCCUGCUUGGCUCGCUACCCCGCCAGUUCAUUUGCCGAUGACUCGGUGGCUGGCAAACGAGUGGCACCGCGGUCAGCCACAAGGGCAACACACGUACAUGCAUUGGUUGGUAGCUGGCAGCGGGUAAAAAUAAAAAAAAAAUUAUGGUGUUCGGUUUGAUGGAUGAGUUCUCCAUGACUGUUAAACAUUGAAUUUGGUCUGUGAAGCGGAAUGGAUUAAUCUCAGUGUGUCGUCAUCUAAUUCUCCA